GCCCGGCUCGGGGCCGCCAUGUUAGGCUCGUCGGGCCGGCUGACAGGGCUCCCCUCGCCUCCCCGGGAGCGCGGUAUGGAGCCGCAGGUGAAUCUCCGCGUCACCUGCCGCGGGGAGACCCAGAGCUUCUUGGUGUCAGACUCGGCGCACACGACGUGGGCGGACGUGGAGGCCAUGGUUAAGGUUUCGUUUGACCUGGACAAUAUUCAGAUCAAAUACAUUGAUGAGGAUAAUGAUGAGGUCUCUGUGAAUAGCAAAGAGGAAUAUGAAGAAGCUCUGAAGAUUGCAGUUAAACAAGGAAAUCAACUUCAGAUGAAUGUGUAUGAAGAAAACUCUUCUCUGAAAGAAACUUUGAAUUCUUGUUCCUCGCAACUACGUGAAAAAAUGGUGACAGAAAAGUUAGCGCUUCUUAAAGAUGAGAAGAAACCUCUUUCGCGCUACUCGAUGCUAGCUCAGGGGUUAGAGGAAGACUUAAAAAAUGAAAUGGAGCUGACAAUGCAGCAAAAGUUAAAUCUCACUAGAACAGGAAGAACAAAUGAAAAUCCUCCCGAAUGGUUUACUAGCUACUUGGAAACAUUCAGGGAACAAGUAGUUAAGGAAACUGUUGAGAAACUGGAACAGAAGCUGUACGAAAAGCUUGUUCAUCAGAAUCGGCCUCCAGAUUUUUCCGAGAGCUCUAUUACAGCAGGACCUCCACCUUCAGAGGGCCAGUCAGUGACUGGAAACCAGUGUGACUGGCUGAUCUCCUGCUGCAACUGCCAGGCCCGAAUUGUUGGAGUUCGCUACCAGUGCAGCCUUUGUCCAGCCUACAAUAUCUGUGAACAGUGUGAAGCAGGAACAUAUGCACAUGAUGUUAAUCACGUCUUGUUGAAGCUGCGGAGGCCUGUGCUGUGUGUUGCUGAGAACUACAGCCUGGCAGAAUUCUCCCCUCGCCUGCCUGCUACUCUGGAGCAAGUUAGGCUUCAGAAACAGAUGGACAAAAGAUUUCUGAAGGCAGAAAAGCAAAGAUUACGAGCAGAGAAGAAACAGCGAAAGGCAGAGGUCCGGGAGCUCAAAAAGCAGCUAAAACUGCACAGGAAAAUUCAUCUGUGGAACUCUGUCAAUGUGUUGGAAACUAGUGGCUCACCAACUCUGAAAUCUGAGAGUCUCCAGCCGAAUACCUUCACGAGUCCUAGUCAACCCUGCCAAGCAAUUGUCCCAACACUGAGUGCAGUAUUUGUGGAUGAGAAUUUGCCAGAUGGGACUCACUUGCAACCAGGAACAAAGUUUAUCAAACACUGGCGAAUGAAGAAUACUGGCAAUGUGGAGUGGACCUCAGACACAAAGCUGAAACUUAUGUGGGGAAAUCUGACCUUGGCAUCUUCGGAAAAAAAAGAUGUGUUAGUGCCAUCCCUUCCAUCGGGACAAGUAGGAACUGUGUCAGUUGAGUUUGUAGCUCCUAACAUAGAAGGAACUUACACCUCUCACUGGCGACUGUCGCACAGAGGGGAACAGUUUGGGCCCAGGAUCUGGUGCAGCAUUGUUGUGGAUCCCUCACCAGCUACUGACGAUCUAGAAAGCAACUGGAAGGAUUCUGACUGCUGUCAGAAGGAUAACACUUCCAGCACCAAACAGGAUGCUUCCUUAAAGACAGAAGCAGGUGCUCAACUGAUGGGUGAAAUCGUGGAGCAGGCUGAAAUACCUCUGCCAACUAUUCCUUUAAAGAUCAAAAAUCUGCCAAGUGAGAGAGAAUUUUAUAUCCCAUCUGUUGAUCUUCUCACUGCACAGGAUUUGCUGUCCUUUGAGCUGCUGGAUAUUAAUAUUGUGCAGGAAUUGGAGCGAGUGCCACACAAUACUCCUGUUGACAUGACUCCAUGCAUGUCCCCUCUGCCACACGACAGCCCCUUGCUGGAGAAACCUGGCUUAGGGCAGAUAGAGGAGGAGAACGAGGGGAGUACAUUUAAACCCGUGUCUGGGCGGGCAGAAGCUUGCUUUCCUGCAGACACUUGCAUAGUGAAAGUGAAAGCUGAACAUCCCUUGAACCAGGAGGAAGGGGAAGAAGAUAUGAGCGGGACUCAGUUUGUCUGUGAAACUGUCAUUCGCUCCCUCACCCUAGAUGCUGCACCUGACCAUAAGCCCCCCCAAAAAAAGAAGAUCCUGCAGAACUCUUUACAAACAUUGCAAGACAACGUCGGCGGCAAUAUGAUAAAUGAAGAAUCUCCUCAGAUAAGAACUAAAUGCACUUUGAAACAGGAAGCAAAGAUUCAUCAGUCAGAGUCAAUGACAGAAACUGACUGUGGGGACCUUCCCCUGCCUGAUGAGAGAGCAAUCCCCUGCAGUGAUACUGCCAAUUCAGAUGGAGAGGAAGAUGAUAAAGAUGAUGUUCAAAGUCAAGGCUCCUCUGCUUCAUCAGAGGAUUAUAUCAUCAUUCUCCCCGAGUGCUUUGACACCAGUCGUCCUUUAGGGGAGUCUAUGUAUAGUUCAGCUCUUUCUCAGCCCAGUCUGGAAAAGGCAGGAGAACCUGAAAGAGGAGCAGAGAAUCCUGAAGGGGGAAGCCAGCCACAUACCCACAGUGUCAGUGAUAUCCUGUCAAUGUCACAAACACUGGCUGUAGUGCCACUAACCCCAGAGAUUGCGGACACUGUACCCCAGACACAGAGGAAUCUUGCAUCUCUUCAGAAUCAUGUCUUCCAAGAACCAAACAUACCAGCUUCAGAGAAUAUUUCUUCCACUCCUCAGAAUCAAACAAGAGAAGAACCCAGUGGUGAAGACAGUCAGGAACCAGGAUCUUCUGGGGUUCUAACUAGUAAACAGAGGUGCUCAGAAUAUCCACGGUACCCUCCAGGAAGCAGCAUUGCAGGAGAACUGGUUAAAGGAGCUUUGUCAGUUGCAGCUUCUGCCUACAAAGCAUUAUUUGCUGGACCACCCAUUAUAGAGCAGCAGCCUGAAGCCGGGGAAGAGCACACCGCUGCUCUUCUGUCCAGUCUGUGUGAGAUGGGGUUCUGUGACAGGCAGUUAAACCUGCAGCUGCUGAAGAAACACAACAACAACAUGGUCCAAGUGGUGACUGAAUUGCUCCAGAUCAGUAACAGUGACUGGUACGGCAGCAGAUGCUGAACCUUCCUGGUGGAGGGAGGAAUCCUCUUCCUUGAGUAAACUCGCAUUAAACACUGCAACAGUAACGGGCUGCUCCUCAGCUGCUUUCUGUUUGGAGGUGUGACUAAAACUUUGGCUUUUCUUUGAGCUUUUGACUCUUUUCUGAUGGAAAUGUCAAACGGUGAUUGUCACAGCAUCUUAGGAAUUGGAGACCAGAAUUUCAACUGUUAUUUGGAACUCACUGUUACAGUCUUUAAGUUUCUAAUUUCGUACUGAAUCCUUUUGUCAUGGCAUCCUGUAGAAUUAAUUUAAACUUCCACCCAGAUGAGAACUUCCCCUUUUAUUGUGUGCAAAUUAUUUUUUUAGGCAGCUGGAAACUUGUUGUGUUGACCUUUUAACAAGCUUUGGAAUAGGAACCAAUGUAAAAUGCUGCUGUAAAACGUAGUUUUGCCUAAUUUACAAGAGAUCCCUAUAACUAGCAAGUUACUACUUCUGAUAUGAUUUAGUCAUUGAUUUGUCCAAUGCAUGACAGUAAUGUAACAGACUUAAACCUUACAAAUGAUUCUUAGAAGAAAAAGGUUGCUCAUACACAAAAGCCAUCUUGAACCACCAGCUUUUGAAAAGUCUGAGAGUGUAACCGCUGUUAAACUGAUGAACACCAGGAAAGUCAUUGUUUCUUGUAGCAGAAUGAAGCAGGAGAGUGAAUUCACCAGCAGCAAUUGAACCAUCUCUGGCAAUGACAGUGCAAAACAUACCUCUAACAGGAAAAUAUGACCUACGUAAAUUAUCUUAGGAAAAAUGGAAUGUGAGGGUAGGAAAGACCUUUCUAAGAAUCUCUAUAGGCUCUUUGUAAAAGUGUUAAAAAUUGACUGCUUUCUUUUUUUCCGUAUAGUGCAAACCUCUUACUCUGCUAAGACGACAUAGAAGAGUUAGAGAAUGUGUAGAAACCUAUACCUGAAUUAGAGUACAAAUUCUAGUCAUGUUUAGGAACGAGAAGAGCGCUCGAGGUAGGGAUUGCGUGACUUGCACUAUAGUGUGAAAAAUGCAUUAACUGCAGUAGUUUUCAGUGUACAGUCUCCUGUUUCUGGCUGCUCCUGUGUUUCUGUAGACACACGUGUAGGAUUGGUUUUUUUUUCUCACAAGAUUUUGCUUUUAGAUGCCCAUAUUUAAUUUGGAAAUCCAAGAACUCCCUUCAAAAUGUGCUGAGAGAGAUUUGAUUCUGAAGAAUCACAAGAAAUGAGCAACUUCCCCUGCUGUGCAGUGGUGUAUCCAUAGGUACCUUCUCAGAGUCCAGUCCUGCUGAAGGUUGGGGGGGUGGAUACGGUCUUACCUUCAAGCAAACAUUUUCCUUGCUGCAGUAAGAGACCCUUGAUCGUAAAAUAUUUUAUUACUGCUGCUUCAAUCUAAGGUAUUCCUGUUUGUCACGAGGUAGCUGAAGCAGUAUCAGUAUUGUGACUGACCAGGUGAUCAGUAGUAGUCAUUUUUUUAAAGGCAUAAUACCCUUAGAGAUAAGAUACCAUUAAAAUAAUUGAAGAAAAAAAUAAAAAUGUAUCAUACUGGUUUUGUUUUAAACCUAUUUUUAUAGAUUGUGGAAGAUAUACUCUUUAAAUGUUUAUUUUGAAAUACAGUAGAACUAUUUUGCAGUGUUUCCCAUCUCUCUGUACUCCUGUACAACUAUCUGCUGUGGACCAGAUGAAGAUCUUUCUGGUCUUUUUGCUUUUUUUUCCCCACCUGAACUUAACACACCCAGUUUCCCAGUACCUUUGGGCUGGUGCAGCUCUGGGAGGAGGAGGAGGAAGAUGGACAGGGAGGAGGAGGAUGGAGAGGGAGGAGGAGCUGGGCUUUCCCUGCUCUGGGCUGGGCAAGGAGCCUCUGCCUUCAUCCCUGGAGUGUGAUGUGUUCUAUAAAUUAACAAAACACUACAGCCUUUGCAGAGGAACACGUCAUUGUGGGUUGAAAUGUGAAAUGCUGUUUUCUGUAGGUCACUUUUUACUCGGGUUUAGGUGCCGUACGCUCAGGCUCGGGAUAGAGAGAUUUCUGUUGGCUUUGUAUAUUUUGUUAAUGGAUGCAUGGUAUAAUUUAUAAUAUAUUCUAUAGUGCACA
Molecule: messenger RNA, 5178 nt
Organism: Calidris pugnax (ruff)
Lineage: Eukaryota; Metazoa; Chordata; Aves; Charadriiformes; Scolopacidae
Gene: NBR1
Product: neighbor of BRCA1 gene 1
Exons: 21
Coding region: 19-3096 (1025 amino acids)
Biological process (GO): macroautophagy
Cellular component (GO): phagophore assembly site
Molecular function (GO): zinc ion binding; ubiquitin binding
Source: RefSeq, a predicted model, not a curated record